AUGGUCACUCAAUUGAAAUCCGCCUCUGAAUACGACAACGCCUUGGCUUCCGGCGACAAACUGGUCGUCGUUGACUUUUUUGCCACAUGGUGCGGUCCAUGUAAGAUGAUUGCUCCCAUGAUCGAAAAGUUUGCCGAACAGUACUCCGAUGCUGCCUUUUACAAAUUGGACGUCGACGAAGUUUCAGACGUCGCUCAAAAGACUGAAGUCUCCUCUAUGCCUACCCUUAUCUUCUACAAGGGUGGUAAGGAGAUCACCAGAGUCGUUGGUGCGAACCCGGCUGCUAUAAAGCAAGCCAUUGCUUCCAACGUGUAA
Molecule: messenger RNA, 315 nt
Organism: Saccharomyces kudriavzevii IFO 1802
Lineage: Eukaryota; Fungi; Ascomycota; Saccharomycetes; Saccharomycetales; Saccharomycetaceae
Gene: TRX2
Product: thioredoxin TRX2
Exons: 1
Coding region: 1-315 (104 amino acids)
Molecular function (GO): protein-disulfide reductase activity
Source: RefSeq, a predicted model, not a curated record